GUUAACAGUCUCAAGGCAACAGUAUUAAAAUAUGGGAUAAAGAUGAGGGGACCCAAAAAUGUAUGGGAUCUUCAAUAAUAUAUCACGCUCGAGACGGUGAGCGACUUACGGAUUUAGAAAGAUGAUGUUCUCCCGCUAUCUUGUCGGCCUGUCUAUCGUGGGGCUUGCAGCCGCGAUUGCUGCCUAUAAUAGGGAGUGCGGUCCUACUUUGGAGGAUACUGCUAAAACUACAGAUGCGGAGUUCUACUUCGAUGUCACAGAAGAUGUGGACUUGUUUGUCCGCUGCGCAGAAACUGUAUACGAAUGUGAUACCAAACUCUACAAUGCAAGGUGGUUUAUGAUCGAUAGCACGAAGGAGCCUGUUCCCGUUGGUUGUCGUAAACAAUUGGGCCACCUAACCACGUCUCACAACUACACAGGGCCGCUGGAAGUGCCCGGCUUGACUGAACUAUAUGGUCUUGGGAUCAGAGGCACCUACGAGGGAACUUAUGAGGAUAACGGCCUCCUAUUACCUACUAAUGUUACUAGCAUCGAUCUACCCGACCUUGUUAAUAUCGCCAAUACCAUGACCAUCAACAAUGCGGCUUCGAUAACGAGCUUGAAUUUGCCAAAGCUCAGACAUAUUAACAAGCUAUUGCUCAACUUUACGGGAGGGCCAGCCAUCAACCUUACUUUUCCAAGUCUAGUCGAUGUCAGUAGCAUAGCAAUUUAUGGCGAAAUCGAUACUCUUGAUUUCCCCGCUCUAAAUGAGACGAGGAAUACAAUUAUGGUCAAUUCGACUGGGAAUCUCGAUUGCGACACUUUUUCGAAGAGCUUGGUGAACACGACUAGGUACGAUCAGAGUGGUGUAUCGUGUGCUUCAAGGAGGGGAAAUGUUACCCUUACCCAUGUCGAGCCACCCAAGCCCACGGUUACCAGUGGGGCAUUCAAGAUCCCGGGGGGUUCACUGGCUUUGACAGCUCUUCUGGCGUAUAUAUUGGCGCUGUAAUGGAGACUAUUGUUUGGCCUCACCCGCCCCUCCUGACCCUCUCUCCCCCUCCGACUGAAGUCCUUCAACUUCGGCGAGCGAAAUAUAAACAACAUAAAAACGGCAAACGAAGCAGGAAAAAAAAUACCUGCAACAGUGCGUUUUUAAUGCCCUUACGUUUGAUCUCGCUGUCAAUCCGAGCUACGAGAUAGUGACCACUACAGCGCAAGGCAUCGAAAUUCUUCACAUCCGAAUUAGCGAUCCAUUGCAUUUUCAGGGUUACUGGGAGUGUCAGAGUUAUGUCGUACAAGACGGCCACCUCAUGAGGUAGAAUAGCUCACGGUUGGGCCGGAACAUAUAUAACACGUCUGAAAAUUACACUAUCUUUGUGCUAAGCUCCGCUCCAACUCCCUGAAUCCUUUCUAUAAGAUCCGCUCCCAG
Pseudogymnoascus verrucosus is the source of this 1408-nucleotide messenger RNA. RefSeq lists its product as uncharacterized. The coding region runs from base 122 to 988 and encodes 288 amino acids. The record is from RefSeq and is a predicted model, not a curated record. Lineage: Eukaryota; Fungi; Ascomycota; Leotiomycetes; Thelebolales; Thelebolaceae. The transcript is spliced from 3 exons.